This is a messenger RNA of Linepithema humile (Argentine ant), 2838 nucleotides long. RefSeq lists its product as uncharacterized. The record is from RefSeq and is a predicted model, not a curated record. Gene Ontology annotation, molecular function: protein binding. NCBI's taxonomy places the organism in Eukaryota, Metazoa, Arthropoda, Insecta, Hymenoptera, Formicidae.
CGCUGUUUUAAUGUAACACCGAUGAGCACCGAUCGCGGCGAAAAUGAACAAGGGCUGCUGGAAAUUCGACGAGGAAGACAAAGCCUUGUAUAUAGACCUGGAGGAGGACACGGAGGAGGAUAAGCUGUGCAAGGAGUACAGCUCUUGGGACCAGACGCCGGAUAUCUUGCUGGAGGAGAUAUUCUCGUACCUGACAAUCCGUGAGCGUUACUAUGCGUCUCUGGUGUGUCGAUCCUGGUAUCGCGCCUUCAAACUGCAGAAUGUGUGGUCCACCUUCACCCUGGAGGACACCACCCUCACGCGGGGCAAGUUCAACUACUACAGUGGCUGGCAGUAUGUUCUGGAUCAUAUGAGAACAUCCACCUGCUUGAACAAGGUCGGCCGCAACUUUCGCUCCCUCAUAUUCGAGCCUAUGUUGAACUUUUACAAUCUCUAUGAGUUCAUGAACAUGAUAUCUUGGUAUGCUGAGCAUCAAGGCUCGGACAAUACCUCUGUAGCUGGUGUGGGCACUUACAUUCGCAGGCUGAAGUUUACUUUUCCCUGUAACAUGGCGAAUAGAGAUGAUCCAGAUCGGAUCAGAGUCUUUGGCACAGGUGGCAAGCUGCUCGAGGCACUCAAGAGGCUCAUGAGAAACUUGCAGAAUCUUAGAUGUCUGGAAUUGAUAGAUCUGAUGCUCGACAGCAACGAGGCCUUACAUUUGAUGGACGAUAUUUGUACAAAUUGCACUCAAACCUUGUCGAAAUUGAUACUAAUAAAUACCACACGGUACAAUUGCCCGUUAUUGCACGUCGGAGUGUUUGUUAAUUUAAACGUCUUGGUAAUUAGUCCGCAAAAUUUGCACGAAGAUAUAAUAGAAUUAAUAGGCUACACGAAAUUGAGGCAUCUUCAUAUCUUACAAAAUCGAUAUAGUCCAAAGGACACCACCAUUAGAUUGCCAAAGAGAUCAUCUUGGGUAAAGUUGAAAAGCAAUAAUCCUCACUUAAAGGUACACUUUGAAGUAGAAAGUCGUAAACCCACGGAUAUUCUUUUGCCUAUCCACUCAUUUGAACACAAUAUCGUACCAUGUCACAGUAUAGUACUGGAUAAUCCGAAUACACUGACUGUGCCGGCUAUGAUACUCGGCGGAGGAUUCUUCGAGUCGACGAUACGAGUGUAUGCUCUCAAAGGAGUAACGAGAUACUAUUUGCACAGAGAAUUUGCUAUGAGAAUGGAUGAGCCGCUAGUGCAAUUGUGCCGAAUGUGCCCGAACCUGCAUACACUGAUGAUCCGAGAUAAAAUAUCGACGGCCACGAUUCUAGAGAUCGUGUCCACCGCGAAACACUUGCGUUGCUUGUACGUUCGGCGAAACGUAAUCUUGAAGAGAUGCGACAAAGCUUGGUCGAAAAUCCUAGAUUGGUCGCUUGAAUACCAUCGAUGGAUCAAAGCAAAUAGCCGCAGUUACGAGGACACAGAAAGAGAAGUGUCAAGAAUAUUGGGUUAUCGGUGGCACAUGCUGUCUGAGAAAGAGUUUAAAGCGCAGAUAAUCAAUUUGCAUAUAUAAAUCGUCCUUGUGCGUGACGAUUUAUAUGUGCAAAUAAAAAAAGAAGCUCGCUUACGAGUUUCGAAUCCUAAAAUCUUUUUAUAUAAUCACAUUAAUUUAUUAUAUUUAUAUUAUUAAUGGCCACUUUCCAACGUCGGUUAACUUUAACCGAAGGUUUCAACUUGUCGACAAAAUUGCCAAUACGAAUGAAAUAUCGUCAUUAGAAAAGAAAGAUUUCAAAUUUUUGUUACCUUUAAUGACGAUAUUUUAUUCUUCGUAUUAGCAAUUCUGUUAACAAAUUGAAACCGUCGGUUAACAUUAACCGACAUUGGAAAAAAUGGCCCCAAGUCUUUUAUGAAAUGAGACUGUAGAUUGUUGACCGUACGUUUAAUGUCUUAUAAUUCGUGUAAUUAUAUACGAUGUUAUUUUUAUGUAACGUUGUUGUUAUUGUGAUUGUAAAAUUUAUAAUCGAGAUAGAUCGAAAUGUACUUAAUUAAAGUUGUUACUUGUUGUACAAUACCGUGAUUGUUGUUCUAUGUUCUAUGUAUAAAAUGACUGUGAUCAACGUUUCUAAUCGCGGAAGAUAGCAGGAUGUGCUAAUAUAUUUUGGACUGUUCUGUACAGAAAGUUGUAUGAUAAGUGUAACAAUAAUAAAACAUAAUAAGAAAAUAUAACAUAAUUCGUGUUCAUCCUUACAAUCUGUUUAUUGGAACGCGUUAUUACAAUUUACACCUGUUUAUGUACAAUGCUGGUAAGUAUAUCGUCACCCCAAUUAUAUAUCCAUUAUUGUUAACAUGCGAAAUAAUUCCGAAGAUAGCGAUUGCAGGUGUUUGCAUCUUACAAUCAAAACUAGUUUCAAAACAAUUCCGUCCAUAGCAAUUAAAACACUGUAUAACACCUUGAUGUACCAGUUAACAUACAAUAUACACCCAAGAAACAACAGCGACGAUAAUAACAGUUCAAACAAUAUCACAUUGAUUAAUAUUAGAAUUGAUAAAAUCAAUUGUACAUGCCGAAAUCAUUUAGCUACAUAAAACGCGAUCAUUGUUAUUGCGUCAGCGUUACUGUUUGUAUAUAUACAUAUAUAUUUAGACUUGUAUAUACACGUGGACUUCAUUAAAUAUUUAUUAUUAAAUAAAUAUAGCGUCAAGAUCAAUCUCAUGUAUUCAUAUUGACAGAGAUUUUUGUAAAGAGCGAAACGCACACGUGGAGUAUCGGUAAAAAUUUUGACUUGAUGCCAAGAGAACAGUAAUUUGCGCUAUUAAAUAUAGUUGCAAUAAAUUAACAGGAAAUUUAAGUAUACUUGCAUUACACUAAAA